AUGUGAAACGUUACAUUAUUUGCAUUGUCUGUGAGGAGAAGGCACACCAGUUCUUCAGGGGAAGCAUCUUUGUCAUUCGAGGACGUGGCUGUGGGUUUCACCUGGGAGGAGUGGCAGUUACUGGACCCAUCUCAGAAGGACCUGUACAGGAAUGUCAUGUUGGAGAACUACUACAACCUAGUGUCAGUAGGAUAUCAGACUCCCAAACCAGAUUCACUCUUCCAGUUGGAACAAGGAGAACCCCCAUGGAUGGUAGACGGAGCAGGCCAGAGUCAAACCUGUCCAGGUUUUGUUAUUGAGAAUAGAAGAUAUGCAGGAAAUGAUUCUGAUGAGUUCAGUGGAUAUGGGAAAUCAUCUCUCUACCUCCAGCAUAAUAGAACUCUUACCAGAAUUAAAUACCAUGGCUGUGUGAAACCCAGUAGCACUAAAUCACAGCUCAAUGACCAUCAAAAAAUUUAUCCAGGAAAAAACCCACAUCCAUGCAGUGAGUGCGGGAAAGCUUUCUCCAGGAAGGCACAGCUCAUUAGACAUCAGAGAACUGAAAGAGGAGAAAAACCCCAUGGAUGCAAUGAAUGUGGGAAAACAUUCAUGAGGAAGAUUCAGCUCACUGAACAUCAGAGAACUCAUACAGGAGAGAAACCCCAUGAAUGUAAUGAAUGUGGGAAAGCCUUUUCCAGGAAGUCACAGCUCAGGGUCCAUCAGCGAACUCAUACAGGAGAGAAACCCUACGGAUGCAGUGAAUGUGGAAAAGCCUUCAGCCGGAAGUGCCGGCUCAACAGACAUCAGCGCUCUCAUACUGGAGAGAAAUUAUAUGGUUGCAGUGUAUGUGGGAAAGACUUUUCCCAGAAGGCAUACCUCAUUGCACAUCAGAGACUUCACACAGGAGAGAAGCCUUACGAAUGCAGUGAAUGUGGAAGAACGUUCUUUUUUAAGUCAGACCUCACCAAGCAUCAGAGAAUUCAUACGGGAGAGAAACCAUAUGAAUGCAGUGAUUGUGAAAAAGCCUUCAGAAGCAAGUCAAAGCUCAUUCAGCACCAGCGGACUCACACCGGAGAGAGACCAUAUGCCUGCAGUGAAUGUGGCAAAGCCUUUGCCCACAUGUCAGUCCUCAUCAAACAUAAGAAAACUCAUACAAGAGAGAAAGCUGUGGAUUCCCCAAAGCUGGAGAAACCUUCCUCAGUGAGUCAUAGCUCUCUAUUCAUGGGUGAACUCGUACAGGAGCAAAACCCCAUGAACGCAGUGCCUGUGGAAAUGUCUUUUUCGGGAACCCAGCCCUUAUUAAACAUCAGCGAGUUCCUAGGGGGCAGAAAUGUAGUGAUUGUGGACCAGCCUUUUCCAAGAAGUCAAGCCUCAGUAGAAAAUCGGGAAUUUACACAGGGACUAAGCCUUGCAAAUGCAGUGAAUGCGACAACCCCUUCAGUAAUAAAUUAUGUCUUAUAUGUUACAGAUAUUGUGUAGGAAAAAAAAAAAUCCUCAGAUACCUGAGAUGGGAAAGAGCCUUGAGCAAGAAUCCUCCCCACAUUCAUUAUGUGUCAGAGCUUGCUUAGGGCAGAAAUGCUGUGAAUGGGGUGGUUGUGGAGAACACUUCUGUGAGAAGUUAGGCUUAGUAAAUAUCAGCGAGAUCACAUUGGGCAGAAAUGCAGCUCUUGUGGGGAAGCCUUUUCCUAGAGGUGAUAUUGCAGUUGAUAUCAAAGAAUUCCCACAGGACCAAAACCUUAGAGUGUGAUGGUUUUUAAUGAUAAAUUGUACCUUAUCACUUGUCAGAGAAGCAUAGAAAGACAACUCUAGAGGCACUGAAGGUGGAAGACAUGUUUAGUAAAAUGUGGAAGCACUCAUAGAGAAGAAAAAUCCCCCAAAGGCAAUAAAAAAUGGAAAUUCUAUCACCAAACUAAGUCAUGUAUCACAGUUUUACCUUGGAAAGUGGGAAAGACUUGCAAAUAAAGGAAAUCUUCUUGGA
This is a messenger RNA of Physeter macrocephalus (sperm whale), 1957 nucleotides long. Its product is annotated as zinc finger protein 577. Gene Ontology annotation, cellular component: nucleus. Gene Ontology annotation, molecular function: DNA-binding transcription factor activity, RNA polymerase II-specific; sequence-specific DNA binding. The transcript has 4 exons. Gene Ontology annotation, biological process: regulation of transcription by RNA polymerase II. The record is from RefSeq and is a predicted model, not a curated record. Lineage: Eukaryota; Metazoa; Chordata; Mammalia; Artiodactyla; Physeteridae.